Messenger RNA from Aureobasidium namibiae CBS 147.97, 1020 nucleotides. RefSeq names its product NAD(P)-binding protein. The coding region runs from base 1 to 1020 and encodes 339 amino acids. Gene Ontology annotation, molecular function: oxidoreductase activity, acting on the CH-OH group of donors, NAD or NADP as acceptor. The transcript has 2 exons. The record is from RefSeq and is a predicted model, not a curated record. Lineage: Eukaryota; Fungi; Ascomycota; Dothideomycetes; Dothideales; Saccotheciaceae.
AUGACCCGCGUACUUUUGACUGGAGGCUCCGGCUUCAUCGCCGCCCAUGUUCUGGACAUCCUGCUUGAGCAUGGCCACUCGGUUGUGACGACUGUCCGCUCGCAGGAGAAGGCCAACAAGAUCAAGGAGGCCCACCCUGAUGCUUCUGAGAAGCAGCUUUCGUUCGCCAUUGUCGAGGAUAUUGCACAAGACGGCGCUUUCGACAAGGCCGUCAUCUCGGACCCUCCCUUCGAGGCCGUCAUCCACACCGCUUCUCCCUUCCACUUCAAUGUUACAGACAUUCAAAAGGAACUUCUCGACCCUGCUGUUAUCGGAACCACCGGUAUCCUGAAGUCGAUCAAAAAGAGUGCACCAUCGGUCAAGCAUGUUGUCAUCACUUCCAGCUUUGCCUCCAUCGUCAACCCCAGCAAGGGCAACUGGCCUGGCCAUAAGUACACCGAGGCCGACUGGAACCCCAUUACCCACGAAGAAGCUCUUCAGAGCCCUCCUGCAGGAUACCGUGCUAGCAAGACAUUUGCCGAAAAGGCGUCCUGGGACUUUGUUGAGAAGGAGAAGCCCAACUUCACCCUCUCAACCAUCAACCCUCCUCUUGUCCUUGGUCCCAUCGUCCACUACCUGAACUCGCUCGAGUCGUUGAACACCAGCAACCAGCGCAUCAGAGACAUCUACCAGGGCAAGGCCAAGGAUGAGAUCCCUGAGACUGGCACUUUCUUGUGGGUUGACGUCCGCGAUCUUGCACUCUCUCACGUCAAGGCGAUUGAGGUCGACGCAGCCAAGAACAAACGCUUCUUCGUAACUGCUGGCUAUUUCUCCAACAAGGAGAUUGCCCAAAUCAUCAAGAAAGAGUACCCUCAGACCAAGGACUUGCCUUCCGACAGCACUCCUGGUGGUGACUACCCCAAGGAUGGCGUCUACAGCUACGACAACAGCAGAACCAAGGAGGUCCUCGGCAUUCAGUUCAAGUCACUUCACGACUCCAUCAAGGACACAGUCAAGUCUUUCCAGUCGGUUGGUGCAUAA